This is a messenger RNA of Mucor velutinosus, 1518 nucleotides long. RefSeq lists its product as uncharacterized. NCBI's taxonomy places the organism in Eukaryota, Fungi, Mucoromycota, Mucoromycetes, Mucorales, Mucoraceae. Gene Ontology annotation, molecular function: carbohydrate:proton symporter activity. The transcript has 3 exons. The record is from RefSeq and is a predicted model, not a curated record. The coding region runs from base 1 to 1518 and encodes 505 amino acids. Gene Ontology annotation, cellular component: membrane. Gene Ontology annotation, biological process: carbohydrate transport; transmembrane transport.
AUGUUCAAGUUGCAAGGAAAGGCUUUGUUCAGGGCAUCAACUCUGUUGGCUGCUGCUGGUUUCGUACUUUUUGGUUAUGAUCAGGGUGUCAUGUCAGGCAUUCUACCUAAUGAGCAUUUUCUUGAUCUCAUGGGACAUCCUAAUUCAGUUCUCAUCGGCCUCAGUGUCGCCAUCUACGAGUUAGGUUGUCUAGUAGGUGCACUGGCUACCGGAAGGCUCAGUGACAUGCUCGGAAGAAGAAACGCUAUAAGACUUGGCUCCACUAUUCUUAUUGUAGGUGCUGUUCUCCAGACUAGCACCGUCAGUCUUGGCAUGACCAUCGCCUCUCGUAUCAUUACUGGUAUUGGUAAUGGUAUGAACACUGCCACUGUCCCUGUGUAUCAAUCAGAAAUCUCGCCUCCUAAGAGUAGAGGUGCCCAUGUCUGCUUUGAAUGUGCUCUUAUUGUUGUAGGUAUUGGUAUUUCUUACUGGCUUGAAUACGAUCUUCAUUUUGUGGGCGGUGAAUUUGCUUGGAGAUUCCCUUUGGCUUUCCAGAUUCUCUUUGGUCUCAUUCUUGUCGCGGGUACGUUCAUUAUCCCAGAAACGCCUCGCUGGUUAGUGGCUCAUGGUAAAGACGACGAGGCAAAGGAAGGGCUCUCUAGGCUGUGGACAAACGGCGACGUCAAUCAUCCUCGCUGUAUCUCAGAAUAUGAAGAAAUUAGAGAUGGUAUCGAGCUUGAGCGACGUGAAAAUGUCUCUUCUUACAAGGAUUUGUUCACUAAAGGCAAGUUCAACAACCGUAAAAGAGUGCCUAUCGGUAUGCUCAGUCAAAUUAUACAACAACUGGGCGGCAUCAACAUUACCACGUACUAUCUGACUGAUGUCAUGCUCCAAGCUGGUAUGGAUACUGAUAUGGCCAUGUUGAUGGCUGCUGUGGACUCUAUUGUCUAUUUCAUUGGCGCUAUGCUACCUGUCGUCUUGGUUGAAAGAGUGGGCAGAAGAAAGAUCAUGUUGUGGGGCCUGCUUGCACAGGCAGUGACUCUUUGUUGUAUUGGUGGAUGUCAAAAGGCAAAUACGGAUAGACAGACAACUGCUGCUGCUAAGGGUGCUGUAGCAUUCACUAUGUCGUACAAUUUUGUGUUUGGAGCCAGUUGGCUGGGCAUGUCAUGGUUGUAUCCAGCUGAAAUCUUUUCGACAGGCCUUCGCGCAAAGGGUAAUUCUCUGUCAACAGCUGCAAACUGGCUUGGUAACUUUGUUGUUGUUGUUGCAAUGAUUGCACCUGUUCUCUUUGAGUACAUCACUUUCUGGACUUAUAUUCUUUUUGGAUGUAUGAGCAUUGUAUUUAUACCCAUGGUCUACUUUUGGUUCCCAGAGACCAAAGGUCUAUCGCUUGCACAAGUGGAGAUCCUCUUUGCUGUGGAUGACAUUAAAGCAGAUAUCCAGCCUCUUGCCUCAGAGCGCAAUCACCACACAUAUGAAACUGAAAAGAAAAAUGACGUCGAGAAUCGUAUGGAUGAGUACGAUGCUCCAGCUCCGUAA